AGUUGACUGGAAUAUCCGAUUUGAAUUAAAAGCUUCGACAGUGAUAAUGAAAAUGAUUAAGAAUGGGUAUUUAUAUAUUUUGCUCAUUGUAAUUCGUAUCGUUUUACCUACGCCGCCGAUUGAUUCAAGAAAGUUGGAUAAAAUCAAAAGCGACAUGAAUAAUCUUUUGGAAUUAAUUCCCAAAGGCAAAUUUCAGGAAAUCAUCAAUAAUCACUUAAUAAACGAUACAGGAUUUCAGGCAGCCGUCACCUAUUUAAGAAGUGACGAGUGGAAAACCAUAAUAGAGAAAUUAAAACAAAAUAGAGAUUUUAUCGAAUUUACACAAUUUCUAAAAACCAUUGACAUCGAUAUUGACCUUUACGUUCAUUGCGUUGAAAAUCAAUUCACCACAUUAGAAAUCCCCGAUGUUCCAGUUGGAACCAAGAAGGACCUUAAGCCGUUCAUUGUUGAUUUGGAGAAGAAUCUGCCAACGGACAUGAUUCUUAGUAAACUGAGAGAAAGCACCACCAAUAAUCCCAAGUUUCGUGAAUUGUAUGACAAACUGGCUAGUACGGAAACUCGCAGCUUGAUUGAGAAGGUUCUGGCAAUUCCAGAAAUCAAAAAUAUAAUAAAAAUAUUAAGCGAAAUGGGUCUGCAACUAGAUCAAUCUGUAAAUGGUCUCUACAUGUUCCUUGGGUGGAAAUAAUGUUAACUUUUAAUUUUAUAUAAUUAAUUUUAACAGGUCUAACAGGAAUUUUGAUAUUUAUUUUUAAUUAUUUUUUACAUUAACAACAAAAGUAUAUUUAUAGCACAUUUUUUUGCUAUGUUGUUAAUUUAUAUACUCUUGAAAAUAAACCAAUAAUUUACAUUU
This is a messenger RNA of Aethina tumida (small hive beetle), 850 nucleotides long. RefSeq lists its product as uncharacterized. NCBI's taxonomy places the organism in Eukaryota, Metazoa, Arthropoda, Insecta, Coleoptera, Nitidulidae. The record is from RefSeq and is a predicted model, not a curated record. Bases 47 to 685 code for a protein of 212 amino acids. The transcript is spliced from 2 exons.